This is a messenger RNA of Paracoccidioides brasiliensis Pb18, 366 nucleotides long. RefSeq lists its product as uncharacterized. The record is from RefSeq and is a predicted model, not a curated record. The coding region runs from base 1 to 366 and encodes 121 amino acids. Gene Ontology annotation, molecular function: L-allo-threonine aldolase activity. Gene Ontology annotation, cellular component: cytosol. The transcript is spliced from 2 exons. Gene Ontology annotation, biological process: L-threonine catabolic process; glycine biosynthetic process.
AUGGCGAGUUCCAAACCGUGUAUAGCAGCCAAUAAUUUCCGCAGCGACACUUUCACCACCCCCACUCCAGCAAUGCUGGAUGCUCUGGUGAAUGCUACAUUCGGUGACGAUGCAACCACGGGCAAUCAAAUUGGGGUUCGAGUUCACCUCGACCAGCCUCCACACUCGCACACUCGAUUUUGUUGCGAUUAUCGCGCUCACGUCUAUGCUGAAGAGGGAUCGGGAUUGGCAAUAUUGUGGCAAGCCAUGGUGACGCCUGUCAACCCUGCAAACGGAAUCUGCUUGACCAUUGCCGACGUGAAACGGUGGGUAGUAUUGGAUGACGAUGUGCAUGUUGCGCCUCAACCGAGCACAUACCUCGAAUGA